UUACGUGUAACAACUUUGGUUACGAGGAAAACAAACUUCCAUCGUCGUUUAAAAUGACGGCGUUGUAGAUGUGUUGGAAUGUGAGUCAUAUAAAUUGUGUGUGGGAAAGGGCGGUUUCCGGUAAUGUGGAAGCAGUGGCUGAGCGAAGAUGUUUCGAUCGAUGUGGACAUACAUUUAUUGGCUUUUAAGACCGGCAGUUAAGUGGAUCCUAAGGAAAACUACGAAGUUGUGUGAGCUUCAAAGGAUAUGUUACGGAGAAAAGCCUGGGGCUCCACGCGCCCAUGGUGUGGAAUUCUCCUUACGCUACUCACGAAAUCAGUCUAUUAGGAAACUGCUGGAUGUACUGGAUCGCCAGUGUGACUCUAAACUGUUCAUAACGGAGAGAAAAAGUCUUGUUCCCUUCGCCGUUAAUACUGUGGCCAGUGCGAAGGAAAUCAAUCUCCAUAUUCAUAGACAGUUCAUAAAAUCGUUUAGUACUUGUAUAGAACAAAUUUGGGGCUAUCGGGAACUAAUACACCACGUAGAGUCACUGAGGAAGACGUGGUACGACGCAUCUAACUUAGAUCAUGAAAGGAAACUACUAAGGUUGUGGCAGCUACUGAUGCCCGACAAACCUUUGGAGUCGCGUGUUACGAAGCAGUGGCAGGGUAUCGGUUUCCAGGGGGAAGACCCCAAGACGGACUUCCGCGGCAUGGGUCUCCUGGGGCUCGAGAACCUGAUAUACUUCGCCCAGGAGUACCCCGGGGCCGCGUGCCACGUGCUGUCUCACUCGCACCACCCCCGCUACGGGUACGCCUUCGCCAUUGUCGGCAUCAACCUGACUAGCAUGGCCUACCACAUGUUGAAGGACGGCACGGCCAAGACGCACUUCUUCAACGUCGCCCGCGGCUGCCCCGCCAUAUCUUCCUUCCACCAGUUCUACUGCUUCCUGUUCUACGAGUUCGACAGGUUCUGGAUAGAGUCCAAACCUGAGAAUGUUAUGGACUUCGCACGUAUCAAGGAGCGUUUCGAAAGUGCCAUCCGCACAUCUCUCACUAACCCAAGUACAAUUUUCAGGUUGAACAUAUCAGUAGACAAUAUAUAGUUAGGUUACCUGGAACGGCUAGUGACAUUCGCUAGAAUUGUUACCUCUGCUUUUGCACGUUUCUUCCCUGUCCUUUCUUGCCAGAAAGUUGUCACCAGGAUGCAGAAUGUGGCACGGAUAGGCUUUCAGAUUUGAAGUUCCUCAAAAGAAAAUCACAAAGUCUCUUAACAAGAAUGAGUUGUAGAGUGUCAUAUGAUGUGAUAUAAUGGUCAUCAUCUCCACCAAAGUUUUACUUAUUAUGCAGGCUUGGCUAUUUUUUUUCUUUUGACAUACCAUGUAUGAUUAACUAUUGUUUUUAUUUGAAUUUUAUUGUAUCGACUUUGGUUAUUGUAAGACUGUAGGAUUCCAUUUGUGCUUAUUUAUUUGAUUUUGUUUGCACUUUUUAAAUAUCCUGUUAAGUCUUUACUUUUUCAAGUACGAGACUGUUGCGUUAUACAGGUCGCGACAAAUAGUAUUUCAGUAAUUGAGAAUGCACCGUGUUAAAUGUGUUCAUAGAAUCUAUGAGAAUUAUUUUCUCUCAGUGUUUAAGAUUGCAAAGACCUCUGACAGUGUGGUCAGAGCUAACUUGUGUGUGUUAUAUUUAUUAUGUGAUAUAUUUUUGUGGCUGUGGAUACUAGAAAAAUAUUGCCUGUGCAUGACUUCGAAAAAUUGAAUACAUGCAUUCAGGAUGGAAAUAAUAAAUGAAUGGAAUAUUUCUGUGUUCAAUA
This is a messenger RNA of Schistocerca nitens (vagrant locust), 1791 nucleotides long. RefSeq names its product ELMO domain-containing protein 2. The coding region runs from base 149 to 1084 and encodes 311 amino acids. The transcript is spliced from 2 exons. The record is from RefSeq and is a predicted model, not a curated record. NCBI's taxonomy places the organism in Eukaryota, Metazoa, Arthropoda, Insecta, Orthoptera, Acrididae. Gene Ontology annotation, molecular function: GTPase activator activity.